GUGCCAACUACACGGCAGUGUCCUUAUCAAGAGAGAGCUGUGGUCCAUGUCCAGAUUCUGUGGCCUUGCUGUGGAAUCACCAGGAACUCUAGUUGGUCUGGAGCUGAUGACCUCCUGGCGUGCUGCAGGCUCGGGCCAGAGGCUCCGCCCACCCCCACUUGCCCUGGGCUGGCGUUUUGUGGAGCCCUAACUCUCUGGGCACUCCUGGAAGAUCCUGGACAGUUUUGCAUAAACCUGACCCCACCUCAUCUCCAAAGGACUGAUAGCCCAGCUUGUGGCAAGAACAACAGCAAAAGGAAGAGAUUGAGUCAACUCUAUGUCGUCCCAGCACUACAGAGCUGAGCAAGCCCAGAGGCAUGUCACAUGGGUUCCAAGGCACAAGGAGUGGCAUGCCAGACUUCUCUCCAGGUCCCAUGGAUGAAGAUGAGGCGCUACAAGCUCUUUCUCGUCUUCUGUAUGGCCGGCCUGUGCCUCAUCUCCUUCCUGCACUUCUUUAAGACCCUGAGCUAUGUCACCUUCCCCCGGGAACUGGCUUCCCUCAGCCCCAACCUGGUGUCCUGCUUCUUCUGGAACAGUGCCCCCGUCACGCCGCAGGCCAGCGCCGAGCCGGCCGGCCCCGACCUGCUGCGUACCCCGCUCUACUCGCACUCGCCCCUGCUGCAGCCGCUGCCGCCCAGCAAGGCUGCAGAGGAGCUGCACCGCGUGGACUUCGUGCUGCCCGAGGACACCACCGAGUACUUCGUGCGCACCAAAGCCGGUGGCGUCUGCUUCAAGCCGGGCACCAAGAUGCUGGAGAAGCCAUCGGUGGCGGCGGUAGCAGCCGGGGCAGCUGGGGCAGCGGCAGCAGGGCGGCCAGAGGAGAAGCCCGAGGGGGCCGAGGGGGCCGGGGCAGCAGCAGCAGCAGGUGCAGCGGCAGGGACAGGGGCGCGGCGCUCGCCACGACACAGCCUGAGCGCACGGGAGCGUGCGCCACGGCGCAAGUGGGUGGAGUGCGUGUGCCUGCCGGGCUGGCACGGGCCCAGCUGCGGCGUGCCCACCGUGGUGCAGUACUCGAACCUGCCCACCAAGGAGCGCCUGGUGCCUCGCGAGGUGCCGCGGCGCGUCAUCAACGCCAUCAACGUCAAUCACGAGUUUGACCUGCUGGACGUGCGCUUCCACGAGCUGGGCGACGUGGUGGACGCCUUCGUGGUGUGCGAGUCCAACUUCACGGCCUAUGGCGAGCCGCGGCCGCUCAAGUUCCGUGAAAUGCUGACCAACGGCACCUUCGAGUAUAUCCGCCACAAGGUGCUCUACGUCUUCCUGGACCACUUCCCGCCGGGCGGCCGCCAGGACGGCUGGAUCGCGGACGACUACCUGCGCACCUUCCUCACGCAGGACGGCGUGUCUCGCCUGCGCAACCUGCGCCCCGACGACGUCUUCAUCAUCGACGACGCAGAUGAGAUCCCUGCGCGCGACGGGGUCCUCUUCCUCAAGCUCUACGACGGCUGGACUGAGCCCUUCGCCUUCCACAUGCGCAAGUCGCUCUAUGGCUUCUUCUGGAAGCAGCCAGGCACCUUGGAGGUGGUGUCGGGCUGCACGGUGGACAUGCUGCGCGCCGUCUACGGCCUGGACGGCAUCCGCCUGCGGCGGCGCCAGUACUACACCAUGCCCAACUUCCGACAGUACGAGAACCGCACGGGCCACAUCUUGGUGCAGUGGUCGCUGGGCAGCCCGCUGCACUUCGCCGGCUGGCAUUGCUCCUGGUGCUUCACGCCCGAGGGCAUCUACUUCAAGCUCGUGUCGGCCCAGAACGGCGACUUCCCGCGCUGGGGCGACUACGAGGACAAGCGCGACCUCAACUACAUCCGCAGCCUCAUCCGCACGGGCGGCUGGUUCGACGGCACGCGCCAGGAGUACCCGCCCGCCGACCCCAGCGAGCACAUGUACGCACCCAAGUACUUGCUCAAGAACUACGACCAGUUCCGAUACUUGCUGGACAACCCCUACACGGAGCCCCGUGGCACGGUGGCGGGGGCGUCAGGGGCCGGAGCCGGGGGUGCUCGGCGGGGUGCUGCAGCGCCCGAGGCCCGGCUGCCCGCGCCGCCACCCCGCGGCAGGUUGGACGCAACGGGAGGCUAAGGCGGCUCCACGAGCUCUCUGCGUCCUCGGUCAUCCUGCCCUCCUCCAC
Ochotona princeps (American pika) is the source of this 2167-nucleotide messenger RNA. RefSeq names its product beta-1,4-mannosyl-glycoprotein 4-beta-N-acetylglucosaminyltransferase (gene MGAT3). The record is from RefSeq and is a predicted model, not a curated record. The transcript has 2 exons. Gene Ontology annotation, cellular component: membrane. Gene Ontology annotation, biological process: protein N-linked glycosylation; N-acetylglucosamine metabolic process. The coding region runs from base 364 to 2118 and encodes 584 amino acids. Lineage: Eukaryota; Metazoa; Chordata; Mammalia; Lagomorpha; Ochotonidae. Gene Ontology annotation, molecular function: beta-1,4-mannosylglycoprotein 4-beta-N-acetylglucosaminyltransferase activity.